CGCCGCGACUGCACGCUUGUCACGGUCACUCCGCGCAAGCGCGCUACAUCGCGCCCACCCAUUUGACAGCGACGUUUCCAAGCAUGACAUUAGUGUUUUCGGUGUGAUUGAAUAAAUAAAAUAAAAAUCAACAGUGAUCGUGGUUACAGUGGAUUUAUACUAUUAAGGAUGGGUUUCGGCUAGGACCAUGAUGCGUAAAGGGCCCGUUUCGGGCGCGGAUUUCGCGCUGGACGCUGCCGAGUGCAUUUCCCUUCAGCAGAUCCUUCAGGCGUUUAACUCGACGAUAAGUGAGGAGCAUGCCUGGGCGCUGGCCUACCAGGCUGCCAGGUGCUACCAGAAGUGCCUGGCUGACGGGAACACCUGCUAUUUGGCGACGGAGCCAAAGCACGUGCUACUGCACAAGGAUGGCUACGUGCAUCCUAAUACGCUGGUCCUGCCUGGAGAUGACAGCAGCCGGAAGGAGGUCACCUCGGAACAGCAGUUGGUGGUGAAACUGGCGCUGACCAUUUACCACGCGCUGGACUACACUCACUCGGAGGACGAGGAGCGGCUCAUCUCGCCAGACCUCGAGGGGCUGAUCACCGAGAUGCUGAAGACUUGCGAUGCGCCUGAUGACGAGGAAGAACUCGGUAUCCUAUCCGAAGGCUCGGAGACAUCGGAGGGCGGACGCGCGGACACGGACGACGAAGGCAUCGAGCGCGACGCGGACCCCGCACCACGCCGCCGGCGGCGACGGCGGUUCACGCUGCGGGAUGUCGUCGAGCGUUGCGUAUGGCACUGCGGCGGCGGUCACCGGUCCCGCGACACUGCCGCCGCGCACUACCGCGCCGUGUGCCGCGCGCUGGUCGCCGAAGCGCUGGAGCUGGCGUCCUUCCUGGCGAGGGUGCGCGUCGGCGGCGCGAGGGACCUCGGGGCCGCCGAGGAGUCCGUCACGCAUCUGGACACGCUGCAGUUCUCUGAUUGGUCAAACCGAAGGAUUUGGAGAGCCCUUCAAGCGCGGUUUUGGAUGCAAGUCAUCGGAGAGUUGAGAAUGGGUGUUAAGUUAAAGAAAGUCAGUUACUCGCGGACCCCCAUCGAGUACGAGUUGACCCCAUAUGAGAUCCUCAUGGACGACAUCAGAUCCAGGAGAUAUACUUUAAGAAAGGUUGACGGCGCGAUACCACCGAGUGUAAAGAAAGACGCACACGCAAUGAUUCUCGAAUUUAUUAGAAGUAGGCCUCCACUAAGAAAGGCAUCAGAACGCAAACUACCCCCACCACGGCGAGAAACGACUCCUCGAGAGAAGCUACUAGCUUCCAUCCAGGUCGGGAGGCAGCUCAGGCCCACGCCCUACUCGAGGAGAUUAUCAACGAGUGGGUCCGGUAGCGGGCCGGGAGGAGGUGAAGCGAGGCGGGGCGACGUGACGCCGCACGCGACGCCGCAGAGGAGGCUCAUCAAAGUCGACUUUGACAAUCUAGAGGAGGAUGAAGACGAGGAAGACACAGAGACCUGCGCGAGUCCAGAAGUAUGCGCGCCGCAACCUUUCCCGAGGCACACGGCCCCGCAUCAGGCGCCUAAACCUUGGAAGCGGACAGAAGAAACGCCUCCACGCGCGCCACCCCGCACGCGAAUAUCGCACGAUGAGUACCACCAGUUCUGCGACGAAGCCCUGGAAUCGUACGACUUGGCAACGCAAUGUCCGUCUCGACGUGCCUCCAUGCGGCGCCAUACCGUGGCUCACGCACACCCUGUGUGCCCACCGAUAGAUGGCGCUCACUCCUUGCCGCACUCAAGGCCGGGCUCCCGAGCGUCAUGCGCGGGCGCAGCCUCGCUAGCGAGCAGCGACGAUGCGCAGCUGGGCGAGCUGUCCUGGUCGCGCUCCUCGCUGCAGGACGAGCUCAUCAAGUCGGUUAGUGGCAGCCCCAAAGUCGCGCACAAACAGUGGCAAGAUGCCAUAAUGUCCGACGACCGACUGUCUUUGACUCUUGAAGAGAUCGUCCACAUCAGAUCAGUUCUGACGAAGGCGGAGCUUGAAGUACUGCCUGUCGAAGGCAGGGUUAAAGAGGACGUGGAGAAGAGAAGGGUAUGCUUCUUAUGUUUGAAGACAAGAUUCGGCAUUUUUGGUCCGUGGGGCCAGAAGUGCAAGCUGUGUAAGAAAACUGUUUGUCAGAAAUGCUGCUCGAAGAUGCGUAUACCAACGGAGCACUUUGCGCACGUGCCAGUAGUACUGCUGAGUCCGUCACUGCUACCGUCGCCAGAGGACGAGCCCUCCUUCCCGAGGAGCCUCAUGAAUCGGCUGGUGCCGGAACACUCGAGCUCAGAGCAGAACAGCGUGGGCAGCGCGCCCAACAGCCCGGCUGCCCUGCGCCGCGCGGCCCCAGUGCACUCCGCGCCCGGCUCGCGCGGCACCAGCGCCAUGGGCUUCGCGGAGCUGUCCGUGCCGCCCGCCAUGAGUCGCAGUGUGGAGGGGCCCGAGAGUAUGCCGGUCACGUUGCCAGUGCAAACGCCGGAGCGGAGGGCCCGCUACAGCCGCAGCAUGAUGACGAACGCGACGGCGGCGGAGCGUCUCCGCGGCGUGCAGAUGGCGGUGUGCCACGACUGCAAGGCCAUGGUGCUGCAGAUCAUCAAGUCCUCGCGCGCCUCGCGCUCCGCCUCCCGCGACCGCGCGCUGCGCCACCUCACGCUGGACCUCGCGCCCGUCUACACUGCCGACUGCUAGUGCGCGUGCGCGAUGCCUGAGGCUUGUCCGAUUGAGUUCAGGGGAUAAUCGUUGAUGGAGCUUUAUAGCGCCUAUUUAAUAUGUUGGUUGGUUCGCAAAAGGCCUCUCUUGAAACGUUUCUCGGUUUCAGCCCGAAUACUAUCUCCUGCAAAAUCAUGCAUUUAUUCGUCCUACCUUUUAAGAAGUGAACGAGGCCGAAUCUCUUCAAUCUUGAUUUGAAACGGACAAGCGCUCAUGUUUCGCUCCCCGAGUGUACGACUGUACGUACGUUUAAACUGCUAUAAAUUAAAUUGUAGAUUCUGGGUACCUCAAACUUUCUUUCUUCGCAUCGCUUUCUUUUUAGCGAAAUCAAAUAUUUAAUUUGCAACCUUGAUGACCUUUUUUGGCUCGACAUUCUUUUUCAUUUUUCUUUGAAAACAUGACAUUUAACGCUUUACAAUUCAAAUCCUUUGACAUCAAUCCCAGAUUUCAACCCGGACAAUAAACAGUGGAAAAAGAUCUGAUUCUAAAAUUGGUUCUUAAAGUAGAAUUAGGUAUAGAUAAUACCAAACCCCUAUUUCACCAAAUUGACAGUAGUUAUCUGACACUGACACGCAUUUCUGCUUCGACAGGGGACUAUAUGAACCUGACAAUGCAAAAAUAUACGGCAUAUUGUCAAUGUUAAAUAACAAUUGUCAUUGUCAAGUUGGUGAAACAGAGGGGAGAUAACAAGGAGCUUCCGAGGUUGUGUGGAUCUAACAAUUUGUUUUAACUAGACAAUGACUUGACAAUACUCUAUGACCUUUUGACAGAUACCUAAUAAUUUUAUUUGUCGCACAAAUUCAUUUUCCCAUUCUUUAUCGAAUUGAAUAUUUACAACAGAGACAUUCUCGCCCAGAUGUGUUUAAUGAUAUAAUGAUAAAUGUAAUGAUAUAUUCCAAAACUAAAUCAUAUUUUGUCACGUAUUUGUAAUAGAAAAUAGAAAUAUUUAUAUUCAUAUUUUUUCCGAAUAGAAUGUUUGAUGUUUCAAAAUGUCUAUAAUAAAUGAUUGUAAAUCAAACUAAUCUGUGUUCAGAAAUAAUGAUGUGCUAUUUGUUGUUAUUGUAUAAAGAAAUUUAUCAUGUACAUAUAUGUAUUGAUAUUGGUAAUUCUGUCGAUUGGAUAUGCAUUCCUCCGCACCGAGCAUGACUAAGGUGUGAUAUGCUCCGCCCAACAUCUUGUCAGGCGAGUCAAAAUAAAUUACCCAAUUCCUUCGAGCAACACCGGGAAGGGAGUCGGCAUUCGCACUAUUUCCCCUCUGCCGAAGCACAUGCCCAACGGGCAUGCACACAACUAGCGCGGUGGGUGUUGUGACUCAUCCGUACACAAAAAGAGAUCGAGGUGUACAAGAUCUGUCUUUGACGUGUGUCAUUUUCUAUAUAUUUGUGUCGUCAUUACAAAUUGGAUUUUGUAUGUAGUGAGUGAGAAGUGCGACUAUGUGAACGUUUCCUCCCGCAAAAAAUGGCAAAACGAUUUGUAUAGUAAGAUAUCGCUAGGGCUCCUCCCUUCCGACGUGUCGGAAACCGGUGUUGCUCGAAGCCUAAAUCAGUCGUCGACUUUUCAAGACUAGUGACCGACUGAUAUUGAUAUGACCUUGGUCGCGUUGUUGAGGCAUUUCUCAUAUCAGCAUAUCACACAUCUAUUAAUGUAAUCACUGGCAGUUAGCUAUUUCAUAAAGCUUCUAGAAUAGGCGUGGCGUAUGUUCCAGUCUGAGAAGCAGUUUUCUGUGCCAUAAAAUCGAUUAAUCGACAUUAUUAUGGGCGAUUGUUAUAGUGCUUACCUCCACGUCCCCUCAAUACUAGUGUUAGGAUCGCACCAAUGAAGAACAAAUCUACGUGUCGUUGGAAACAAUACUUACUAUUUACUUAUUUAUUUCCUCGCUUUGCCAUCUUAUUUAUUUACUAUGAAAUGCCGGUCCCUGCGCUCAGAUCUUUUUGACUACGUUGAAUGAAAUCAACUAAAUAAAUUGAAUUUUAGAUUAUUUUUCGAAAAUCCCAGUGAAAUUUAAAAUUGCCGGGCCGGCAUAAUCAAGUCUGAUUGUGUAAAAAGUUAAUUAUAAGCUUAGUUUCCUCAUUCCACUAUCAUGUCUUAGUUUUAUUUAGAUGUUAAUUAAAUUAUUUUGCCAAAUAUGUAACCACUUUCGAUAUUUUCUUGUAAAUAUAGCUUUUUUAAGUGUUCUCUAAUCGGUUACUUAAU
Cydia strobilella is the source of this 4912-nucleotide messenger RNA. RefSeq names its product protein spire (gene spir). The coding region runs from base 188 to 2698 and encodes 836 amino acids. The transcript has 19 exons. NCBI's taxonomy places the organism in Eukaryota, Metazoa, Arthropoda, Insecta, Lepidoptera, Tortricidae. Gene Ontology annotation, biological process: intracellular transport; cleavage furrow formation; polar body extrusion after meiotic divisions. Gene Ontology annotation, cellular component: cell cortex; cytoplasmic vesicle membrane. The record is from RefSeq and is a predicted model, not a curated record. Gene Ontology annotation, molecular function: actin binding.